Molecule: messenger RNA, 3767 nt
Organism: Mytilus trossulus (common blue mussel)
Lineage: Eukaryota; Metazoa; Mollusca; Bivalvia; Mytilida; Mytilidae
Product: protein Mpv17-like
Exons: 7
Coding region: 145-792 (215 amino acids)
Biological process (GO): cellular response to reactive oxygen species
Cellular component (GO): membrane; cytoplasm; mitochondrion
Source: RefSeq, a predicted model, not a curated record
CCUGGUUUAUAAAUUUCUGACGUUCGUUCCUCCUGUGUCAUUUCUUUUAACUUGUAGAACCAGACCAAGACAAUAUGUCUCCCACGUGAUUUAACAAUCGGAAUAUAUUCAAUGACAAUCAGUGAAAAGAACUGAAAUUACAUAAUGGCACAGAUUUUGAAAUUGUACAUGCGUGCUGUUGAGAAACAUCCUUUACGAACAAGUGCAUGUACAACAGGAACGUUAAUGGCCACAGGUGAUUGUAUAUGUCAGUUAGUUAUAGAAAGGACACGUAAUUAUGAUUUCCAUCGAACAGGCAGAUUUCUAGGAUUUGGUCUAUUUAUAGGUGGUCCAAUUUUUAGAGUAUGGUAUAAAACUUUAGAUAAAGUAUUUAGAGGUACAAAAUAUGCUCCAGUGAAAAUGGUUAUUGCUGAUCAGGGGUUGUUCGCUCCAGUGUUCUUGCCAUUUUUUCUUGGAACUAUGGGAUUUUUGAGAGGGGAAACAGUGGAUGAGUUCAAAAAUCAAGUUAAAAAGGAUUUUAUACCAGUAAUGAAAGCAAAUUAUAAGGUGUGGCCAGCAGUCCAGAUUUGUAACUUUAUGUUUGUGCCUUUACAACACAGAGUUUUAGCAGUGAAUUUAGUAUCAAUAUUUUGGAAUACUUAUUUAGCAUGGUUUGCAGAAACCAAAAAUAAAGACAAUUUAAAUUUGAUUGAACAAGAACUUAUACUACACGAAGCAGUUCACGAAUCACAUGACACACCAACAAGCAAGUCCACGUCGCCAACAACUGUAACUAAAAGUGUUGUAAGCUGAAACUCGAAGGAUUUUUGCCAGUCCCCGUCCUCUUCAAUAACUGUAACUGAAAGUGUUGUAAGCUGAAACUGGAAGGAUUUUUGGAAGUUACCGUCAUCUUGAAAAACUGUUAAUGAAAGUUGUUAGCUGAAACUAGAAGCAAUUCUUAAAUUUUGUUAACUAAAAGAAUAAGCCAGUCUACUUCAAUAACUAUGAAUGAAAGUGUUGUUAGUUGAAAGAAUUGGCCAGUCUGUAAAAAUAAGAAAACACUAAAUACCAUAAGAAAAGGUCCACAUCUAUACUCUGACAGUGAUUUCGUGAUUUAUGUUCAGUUUUGGAUGGUGCAUAAACUUAAGUGCAAUUUAUUGUUUUAAAGUCUAAGAGUAUUAUAAAACUUCUUUGAUUCAUGAAUUAUUUUGUUUGUGUAAAAUAGGUGUCAUUAAUUUUUAUUGUUGAAUGUGACCAUUUGUUGCAUAAGCAAGACAUAGCAACCUACAUUCUAUUGCCUGUGUCAUCAUCAGUUAGGCUCAUAGUGAAAAUGUAUUUUUUUAAUCAAAAACUUUAUCAAACCUUCAUGGAAAUUUAUAAAGUUUGGACGACAGCCCUCUUAUGACCAUAAAUAAGAUAUUUAAAAUACUUUUUAUUUUUCCUUAUAAUUAUUUAACAGGCAUUUUUUUUUUUGUAAUUAUUUUUAGAAACAGUGUUGGGUUAAAGUUGUUUUUAUAGAAACUUUGUCAAAUCUUCAGAGACUUGACACAUGGUGAUUAACAUGACGUACUUGUUUGGCUUUAUAAAUAUUUUGAUAUGAGCGUCACUGAUGAGUCUUAUGCAGACGAAAUGUGCGUCUGGCGUACUAAAUUAUAAUCCUGGUACCUUUGAUAAAGUUCUACUUAAUCAAAAUUUUGAUUUUUUUCUUUUAUCUUUUACAGUAUUUUUAAUUAUGAAUGAAGGACUUAGUUUUUGUGCAGGGAACAUUGACAUGCAUCUGAGUAAACAGCUUAAUUUUAUUUAUCCAUAUUGGAUAAAAAGACUUAAUCCUAGGUAUCUAAAGGCCUCAAGGCUCUGAUGAAUGACAAAGUCUAACUCUCAAGCACAUUUUUUGCUGUUGAAAUUUUUUUUUUAUAAAUUUGCCAAAUACUUUUAUUUGAGGUCAACAAAUGCUAAGAGAGGAUCAGACUGAGACGGUUGUUGUUUUUAAGACGCACUGAUUGUUUAUAACUUGCCAUAUUUAUCUGAUUGUUGAUUUAAAUUGUUUGUGUCAAAUAUAUUUUUAAGAAAUCCAUUAGACCCAAAUAGUUAUGUUACAGAAAUCCAGGCCUAUGCCAUAAGGAUUGUUAUCAGUUUAAAACUUUUUUUUUUACAAAAAAACAUGCUGCCGCUAGGGUUUUGUCUAAGAAAAUCCAACUUCUAGCCACCAUUUGUAGUAUAGAAGAAUUUGUACAUUUUACCUGGUCCUUCUGUAAAGUCAGAAAUUACUGCAAUGUUUUUAUAAUUUUGAAAAAUGCAAAAAAAAUUAUAUGAAUCAAAUAGGAUUUUCUGAAAAUUGCAAAAAAUUAAAAUUGCAUUUUAGUCUAAAAUGACAAAAUCGCAAUACUAAAUGCAUGCAAUAAUUUCUGAAUUUACAUUAUUCAUUUAAGGGUUUUAUAGCUGAAUGAAAAAGAAAAAAUAUUGCCGAUGUGUUAUAUGUUACAGACAAACUUUUUAUGAAGUGUCAUAUUAUUAUUUUGUAGGUUUUAACUAAUUUGAUUGGAUCGGAAAGUGUCUCAUGUUCAACUGUUUUUUUUCAAAUAUAGACUUAAAAUGGCAGAUAGAAAAAUGAUAUUUUGCUCAGUUCUUUUUGAAUAUUUAAAUAUAGAAAUCUCAAAGGUCAGGCAUUCAUAACAGCCAUGAAAAUGAGUUUCUGCUCUAUUUCUGGCAGAUUGACAAUUAUAAUAUAACAAUUGUAGCCUAUGUGUCACAUGGAUAUGAUUGAUGAAGAUAUACCGACCUUUAGAAGUAUAUCUACCUCAUACUUGAUCCACAUGUACAGUAGAUAUAUUUCUUUCAGGUUGAUAUACCCUUUUCUCUAAUUCUAUCGAAAUUUAUCCCUUUCCGAACCCAUUGUAUAAAAAAUUUUAAUCAACGUGUGGUUGCUGGUGAUCUCAAAAGAUCAUUGGAUGAUUUAAAGGGUCAUGAACUUUUUAGCUAACUGGAUGAAUCAAAAUUUGAUAGCAGGUGUUAAUGAAAUUGACAACUUCGUGCAAUUUGAAAGGCACUCGAAGGGGAUUUUUGGUUAACAAAAAAAGAAAAUGUUUUUUUAAUCAUUAGAGAAACAGAUUCUUACAUAAUUACUUGUGGAUUAUCGGAUUUAUCCAAUCUCGAUAGUUAAAUUAUAAAUUUUAAAGUCCUCGCCACGCGGCUCGGACUUUAAAAUUGAUAAUUUAACUAUCUCGAUUGGAUAAAUCCGAUAAUCCACUGGUAUCAAUGUAAGAAUCUAUAUGUAUCAACCUCAUACACAGGCUAUAAAUGUUUUAAAAUAUUUAUUUAAAAAUGACUUGUAAAAUUUUGCAGCAAUUAACCAAAAAUAUAUAUAUAUUGAUAUGGAAAGAACUCCCAGUUUUAUUAGGGAAGUAUUUAUUGCAUGCAUUUAUUAUUGCGAUUUUGUCAUUUUAGACUAAAACGUGAUUUUAAUUUUUGUAAUAUUGAGAGAGAAAAAAAAUCUGUCACAUUUUUCGCAAUUAUAAAAACAUCGCAAUAAUUUUACAGUACAUGGAAUGUUACAUUUAAUUAUAAUGUUGUUGUUUUCAAUAAAACAGGAGAUAUUUAUCAUGGGAGAUAACUCUAAUAUUUUUAUCAUGGGAGAUAACUCUUAAUAUUUUUAUCAUGGGAGAUAACUCUAUAUGUCUUCAACCUUGGUAUCAGUGAUAUUAAUUUUGUUGCUCAUAUUUUACAUGUUCUUGUUGUUAUGAAGAUAGACCAAUAUUUGGCCUUUAUUUCAAUAAAACUACUUACUUGUA